Messenger RNA from Orussus abietinus, 1034 nucleotides. Its product is annotated as facilitated trehalose transporter Tret1-2 homolog. Gene Ontology annotation, molecular function: transmembrane transporter activity. NCBI's taxonomy places the organism in Eukaryota, Metazoa, Arthropoda, Insecta, Hymenoptera, Orussidae. The transcript has 3 exons. The record is from RefSeq and is a predicted model, not a curated record. Bases 1 to 954 code for a protein of 317 amino acids. Gene Ontology annotation, biological process: transmembrane transport. Gene Ontology annotation, cellular component: membrane.
AUGUACGCCUACGUCAUCGGCUUCGUCCUGGAGGAAUCGGAGUCCCUGUGGAGGUUGAGCCUGAUCUGCGCCGUGGCGUGUGCCCCGAUAGCGCUCGUCAACCUCAUCCCCGAGAGUCCUCUGUACCACGUGAUAAGAGAUGACAAGAACGCAGCUCGGAGAUCGCUGGAGUGGUACCGAGGCGAGGAGUACAAAUUGGAGGACGAGCUGGAGGAGCUACACAUUUUGGCCAAGGCGAUGAAGUCUCCCCUGACCAGCCUCGACUUCCUGAAGAGGCGGAAGCUGCGACGAGCACUUCUCGUCUCGACCCUGGCCACUGCCGUGCAACAACUCUGCGGAGUGACUCCGUUCGUCACCCUGUCGUUGUUGUUCUUCGACAACAUGGAUUCGGGAGACAUGACGAGUGGAGACCAGACCCUGGUCGUAGGCGCGGUGCAGAUCCUGUCUAGCGUCCUAGCCAUCUUCCUGGUGGACCGACUGGGACGAAAAAUCCUGCUGACGGUGUCUUCGGCAGCCGUCGCACUCUGCCUCUGCCUCCUCGGGUUUUAUUACAAGUGGAGAGACGAGGACCCCCAGAUAUGCGACGACUACCCCUGGGCGUCGCCGCUGCUGGUCGUGCUCUUCUUCUUCUUCUUCAACCUCGGCCUAGGACCUAUUCCCUCGGCCAUGCUGGGAGACAGCUUCCCGGUCCAGGUUCGGCAAUCCUGUGCCAACAGAGUCGCCUUCUUCGGCCAUGGCAUCACCAUUCUGAUGAUGAUCCUCUGCGGCGUCGUCGUCAUCCAGCUCGGUCUGUCGCACCUCCUCUGGACCUACUGCGUCUUCACUUGGGCAGGCGCGGCGCUCUUCUGCGUCUUCGUCGAGGAAACUCGAGGAAGAUCUCUCCUGGACCUCCAAAGGGAGCAGGUCUUCGAGGUCCCGGAGACAUCCGAGGAAAAUGAGACCGCGGAAAUCUGAGAGCAUCGUUUCGAGCUACCGAAGGCCCUUCGUCGCGCUUUUCGUUUUGCCUUAUUAACGGCGCCAUCAGCUCUAGUGGA